AUGGGUGCGUUGCAUGGGAGGGUGACAGGCCAUCGUGACAGCACUUACCACACCGCGAGUAAGAACGACAAGAUGGCCAGGCUUCGUGGCGGCGACGACUCUCACAACCCAAGUGGUGGCUUUAAGGGCACCUGGCAACCCAUUGCUGACGGCUUGUCGAUUGGCGUAAACGCUUGCGAUUCGACUCGUACCACAUCGUCGUCCGGGACGCUGAGAGGCGCUGCAGUGGGUAUGGCAGGCAACGCCUUUGACUUCAAUUCUACUCAGCCUCUGCCAUGGCGUGAAGAGGCUCGACGGAAUGAUCAUUACGAGCCGCAGCCCGGGUCCGGGCCACCUCGUCAGACCGAACUCCAGGUUCGGAAGUUCGCCGGUUGCCACGAUCGAGAGCUCUCUGCAUACCUGAACGCGAGGAAUAUUUCCAUCGGCUUCCUCUUCGAGAUUGAUCAGUUCUUGCGCAGCCAUCCCGAGAUUGUAACAUGUGCCACUGGUCAGGCAAUGAUACAAAUGAUGAACAGCCUGUCACCCCUCCAAGCCUACCGGUAUUUCAUCAAGGGAUAUACCCGUCCAGCAAGGUACAACGAUGGCAUAAUUGUAGCAGGGAACUUAACACUCCCAGUCGGCUUCUCGCCUGUCUCUCUAAGGAAUAGGCAUGACUCUGAGUUGGAUGACUUCUUCGAAGGCUUCGAGUACCGGUGGGAUAUUCUCGACAAGAUCGACCGUGAAGUCUGUUUCGCCUGCGUCGAGAUAAUUUCUGGGCGUACCGUUCCUUCUGGACUCCGGCGUCUGGUGUGCUAUGCGGCUUGGGGAAACCCGGUCGACGCAUACAAAUGGUUCGAGUAUAAUUAUCAGGAAGAAUACAUGCCCCACAGGUACCUCCCGGAGCAUGUCGUCCUUGGCGAUAUCCCAAAGCCGCAGGACUACACCAUGCCGAACCCGUCUGGUCUCAGUGUGUCACGCACACACAUGCACGUGCGAUACCGUAUGGCGCGCGCCAAUGACGAAGGAGUUGACGUUCUUGACGUGCUCCUCAGCGAAUACCGGGAAGCGCUCGUCAAGAGGGGCAUGAGGCGAAACGAAAUCGAUGAAUCUUGUACGCACGCUAAGGAUCGUCUCGAUGCAGAACGCAUUGACAUCGUCGAUCUGGUCAUGCAGGACGUACCCAGCAGGAGCUUUACACGGCGAGCCGCACCCAGGUCGAGGAGAUAUAAUAUUUGGACAUCAGCUGGCGGGGGUAUCAGGAUUCACAUGUCAAGGAAUAUGGCAACCAGAACCAGAUUUGUCGCGCCGCAGAUUUCGGAGUUGCGCCGGGCAAGGAACAACCUCCACAGGCUGUACACGAUGGAAGAGGACGCUUUCCUUUCAACCACACGACCAGCCGAAGAUGUCGCGGCCAUCACAUAUCGUCGAGGCUGCGCGGAGAGGCGAUACGUGAAUGCGCUCAUCCGUUACAUGCGUGACGCGAACCAGAUGUCAAGUUCAGAGGCAACACAUCUCCAGCACUACUUCACAAGGCAGAAGAUGGAAGGCAUCGGACCGAUAAACAAAGGCUACUUGCUUGGGAUGUAUCCUCGUGAGCUGAACUGA
Molecule: messenger RNA, 1584 nt
Organism: Didymosphaeria variabile
Lineage: Eukaryota; Fungi; Ascomycota; Dothideomycetes; Pleosporales; Didymosphaeriaceae
Exons: 5
Coding region: 1-1584 (527 amino acids)
Source: RefSeq, a predicted model, not a curated record